AUGGAGACAAAAAUCAUUGAUAAAGGUCCCGUUUUUGGAACCAGACAUGUACAAGGACUACUCAUUUUCUUCUUCGCUGCCAUAGCUUACUCAACGAGGAUACAUAUCACUGUAGCAAUCAAUGCCAUGACCUCACAAACAAGCUCCAAUCCAGAUAUACCGUAUUUUGAUUGGGACAACAAAAGCAUCAUCCUAUCGGCAUUCUUCUGGGGCUACAUAGUGCCCCAGCUCCCCGGGGGGCUCCUCAUGCAGAAACUCGGCACCAAGAGGAUCCUGCUGGUCUGCAUGGUCCUCAACUCCUUCUUCAGCAUGAUGAUCCCUUCCAUGGCCAUGCAAUACGGCUCCACAGGCGUCAUAACCUGCAGGGUGCUACAAGGGCUGUCCCAAGGGGUGUUCUACCCGGGGAUACACAAUUUGAUGGGCAAGUGGGCUGUGGUGGAGGAACGGUCCAGAAUGGCUGUAGCACCAUACGUUGGCAUAUUAACUGGAGUGAUCAUAACUUUGCCGCUGAGUGGUUAUAUUUGCGAAAGUUCACUAGGAUGGCCUGCUGUUUUCUACAUAUUCGGCUGCCUUGGCUUCGUCUGGGCAUUUUCAUUUUACUAUUUCGGAGCUGGUAGUCCAGCUUCACACAGCAGAAUCACCAAGGAAGAAAAAAGAUAUAUUGAAGAGUCACUGGCGACCACAGUAGGAAAAGACACAGCAGUUCCUUGGAAAGCAAUAUUUACUUCUGUACCGGUAUGGACGCUGAUAAUGAUGAACCUUUUGCAAGGAUGGGGAAUAGCUAUAGCUGUAACUGAAAUGCCUGUGGUGUUGGAUAAAGUUUUGCAUUUUGACAUAGAAUCUAAUGGAUUAUUGUCUGCUGCCCCGUACUUGAGCAAUUUAAUAGGAAGUCUUUGUUUCGGAUGGCUCUCAGACUGGUUGAUAACGAAGCAAUAUCUGACAGUGACAAAAGCAAGGAAAUUAUUCACCGUUAUAGGUUGCGUCGGAGCGGCAAUUUUCGUCUUCACUUUCGGCUUUCUGUCAGCAAACGCCAUCACGUGGUCAGUAGUGACACUCAUUGCUCAAGCAACGGCCCGCUCGCCAGUCUCAGUAGGCUACAUGGUCAACCACAUUGAUUUGAGCCCUAAUUUCUCUGGCACUCUCAUGGGGAUCAUCAACACUGCCGCCGAAGUCUUCUCCAUUAUCACGCCGAUAACCAUUCAGUAUAUCGUCACUGAUGAAACCAAUAAAGGACAAUGGAGGAUCAUCUACAUAAUAGCAGGUGUUAUGAACUUGGCAUGCGCAAUUAUCUUUGGUUUUUUUGGUUCUGGUGAAUGCCAGUACUGGAACAACGUGGAACAAGAUAAUGAAAUUGAUAAAAAGGAAGGUGAUGCAGAAUUGAAGGAAGUGCUGGACCAGAAUCCAGUAGGGAAACCUUCACAGGGUUUAUCCAAAUAA
This is a messenger RNA of Phaedon cochleariae (mustard beetle), 1437 nucleotides long. The record is from the annotation of a GenBank genome assembly. NCBI's taxonomy places the organism in Eukaryota, Metazoa, Arthropoda, Insecta, Coleoptera, Chrysomelidae.